This is a messenger RNA of Candidozyma haemuli, 336 nucleotides long. It is a transcript of the gene VMA10, whose product is annotated as H(+)-transporting V1 sector ATPase subunit G. The transcript has a single exon. Gene Ontology annotation, molecular function: proton-transporting ATPase activity, rotational mechanism. The coding region runs from base 1 to 336 and encodes 111 amino acids. Gene Ontology annotation, biological process: proton transmembrane transport. NCBI's taxonomy places the organism in Eukaryota, Fungi, Ascomycota, Pichiomycetes, Serinales, Metschnikowiaceae. The record is from RefSeq and is a predicted model, not a curated record. Gene Ontology annotation, cellular component: vacuolar proton-transporting V-type ATPase complex.
AUGUCUUCCAGCAUUCAAUCAUUGUUAAAGACGGAAAAGGAGGCCGCUGAGAUUGUCAAUGAGGCCAGAAAGUACAGAACGGCCAGAUUGAAGACCGCCAAGCAGGAUGCUCAGAAGGAAAUUGACCAGUACAAGGAACAAAAGGAAGCACAGUUGAAGAAGUACGAGGACGAUCAUGCUGGCUUGAACGAUUCCAUUGAGAAGGAUGCUGAUGCUCAGGUUGAGAAGGAGUUGCAAGACAUCAAGAAGCAAUACCAGCAAAAGAAGAAGGAUGUUGUUAAGGUGUUGAUUGACGCUGCUGCCAACCCUACUCCUGAGUUGCACACCAAUGCUUGA